Molecule: messenger RNA, 1361 nt
Organism: Loa loa (African eye worm)
Lineage: Eukaryota; Metazoa; Nematoda; Chromadorea; Rhabditida; Onchocercidae
Product: TPR domain-containing protein
Exons: 8
Coding region: 67-1026 (319 amino acids)
Molecular function (GO): Hsp90 protein binding
Source: RefSeq, a predicted model, not a curated record
AUUUUUAGGCGACAUCAAAUAAAAGAAGCGUGUUUGUAAUAAAAAGCAGCGUCUUUAAUAAUAAUAAUGGCAGAGGCUUUGAAAGAAAAAGAUCUCGGCAAUGCAGCGUAUAAGCAACGGAACUUCGAUGAAGCAAUAAAGCAUUAUGAUAAAGCUAUCGAGAUUGACCCUGCGAAUAUUGUUUUUUACAACAAUAAAGCUGCGGUGCUUUUCGAGCAGAAAAAAUAUGACGAAUGUAUCGAACUGUGCAAGAAAGCAGUAGACAUUGGUCGUGAACAGCGAGCGGACUAUACGCACAUUGCAAAGGCCUUUUCCCGGAUAGGGAAUGCUUAUUUGAAAUUGGAUCAGUUGAAAGAAGCACUUACAUAUUUCGAUAAGUCGCUGUCCGAACACAGAGAUCCUGAACUAGUGAAGAAGAAGAAAGCGUUGGAGAAAGAGUUAGCUGAGAGAGAAAGAUUAGCUUAUAUAGAUCCAGAAAUAGCAGAAAAAGAGAAAAUUAAGGGUAACGAACUUUUCAAGCGAGGUAAAUAUCCGGAAGCUAUGAAGCAUUAUAACGAAGCCGUGAAGCGAGAUCCCGAAAACCCUGUCCUUUAUUCAAACAGAGCAGCUUGUUACACAAAAUUAAUGGAAUUUCAUCGAGCGCUUGAAGACUGCGACACAUGUAUCAAGAAAGAUCCCACCUUUAUAAAAGCCUAUAUCAGGAAAGGCGCUGCAUUAAUCGCACUUAAAGAAUAUGGUAAGGCACAGAGUGCGUAUGAAGCAGCUCUUGCAUUAGAUAAUAAUAAUCAGGAAGCUCGUGAUGGUUUAAUCAAUGCAAUGAGUAACAAUAAUGAAGAUCCAGAUGCUGCACGAGAGCGUGCAUUACGGGAUCCAGAAGUACAGGAAAUACUCAAAGACCCAGGUAUGCGGCUGUUGCUGGAACAAAUGAGUCAAGAUCAGGGAGCGGUGCGUGAGCAUCUCCAAAACCCAGAUAUUUUAAGAAAACUUGUGAAACUACGCGAAGCAGGCAUUAUUAAAUUGCGAUAAGAGUAUUUUGCAUUUGUUAUUGCGCAGUAAAUGUUCGCUCCACGUGGAGAGGUUCUGUUUCCAUCUUUGUUGGAUCUCUAGAAAACUGUUGUAUUUCGUAAAUGUUGAGUAGAUAGUUAAAGUUGAGUGAAAGUUAGUGAGUUUAAUGUCCGAUAGUUUUCUGGAAAGAUUAAAUUUAAAGAAUGCCAUGAGAAAUCGGUUGAAUUGGCGUAAUUAUUGUGAGAGCGGCGCACGUUCGCAUUCUCUUUGCUUUGUCCUUCUGAUGUCAUACUUCCAUUUUUUGUUUUUCUUAUAAUUAACUGUCGUUUUGUUUUACUGUCUUAUAAUAAAAACUG